AUGGCCGACCGUUACUCCUUCUCGCUGACGACAUUCUCGCCCAGCGGCAAGCUGGUUCAGAUUGAGUAUGCUCUGAACGCUGUCAACCAGGGUGUUACCGCCCUUGGCAUUAAAGCCACCAACGGUAUCGUUCUUGCGACCGAGAAGAAGUCGUCAUCCCCGCUUGCCGAUCCCAGCUCGCUGUCCAAGAUUAGCCUCGUCACCCCGAACAUCGGAAUGGUUUACUCAGGAAUGGGACCUGACUACAGAAUAUUGGUGGACAAGGCCCGCAAGGUAUCGCACACUGGCUACAAGCGAAUCUACAACGAGUACCCUCCCACGCGGAUAUUGGUUCAGGAUGUUGCCCGGGUGAUGCAGGAAGCGACUCAGUCUGGAGGUGUCCGCCCUUACGGUGUCAGCUUGCUCAUUGCAGGUUGGGAUGAGGGCAUCUUGCCUGAGGACGAGACUGAGACCAAGGAGGGCGAGGAGAAGAAGCCAACCGGCAAGACUGGUGGUACACUGAAGGGUGGACCUAUGCUGUACCAAGUCGACCCCUCUGGUAGCUACUUCCCUUGGAAGGCGACAGCCAUUGGCAAGAGCGCCACAUCUGCGAAGACAUUCCUGGAGAAGAGAUACACGGAGGGCUUGGAGCUUGAGGAUGCCGUGCACAUCGCGCUACUUACGCUCAAGGAGACUAUUGAGGGGGAGAUGAACGGAGAGACUAUCGAGAUCGGCAUCGUUGGGCCCCCAGCGGACCAUCUUCUUGGUAUCGAUGGUGUCGAGGGUGCGAAGGGCCCUCGCUUCAGGAAGCUCAGUCCUCAGGAAAUUGAGGACUAUCUUACGAACUUGUAA
This is a messenger RNA of Colletotrichum truncatum, 831 nucleotides long. RefSeq names its product proteasome A-type and B-type. Gene Ontology annotation, cellular component: proteasome core complex, alpha-subunit complex; proteasome core complex. Lineage: Eukaryota; Fungi; Ascomycota; Sordariomycetes; Glomerellales; Glomerellaceae. Gene Ontology annotation, biological process: ubiquitin-dependent protein catabolic process; proteasomal protein catabolic process. The record is from RefSeq and is a predicted model, not a curated record.